UCUAAUUGAAAAAGAACGUGAAUGGUCGAAGCUAAAAAACAGGCUGUAUUCUGAGAUUUCUAAAUUAAGGAAAGACAUGGUUUCGUCCAUCAAUAAGCAAAUGCAUGCGGGCAGAGAAGGAAUGGUGACAGUACCAUCAAAAAGGUUGCAUUUUCUUAUAGAUAAAUUCUAUAACGAAGAAAAGAUGUUUUCGGUUGUUAUGGAAAAGGAACAGAAAAUCAACGAACUAAAACUGCUUCUUUACCAACAGCAGAUGACGAACCGAGAACUGCAAGAAAAACUGUUACAGUCGUAUUACAAUCCUCACGCCUAUGAUACCGUAUCACAGAGCACUAUGAGAGAAAACUUUAUCCGGGGCAUGAAUCGUGCUACACUAUCUGACUAUCUUGACAUUAAUGCUGGCUGUACUGUACCGUACAUUUCUCAGCAUCCGGACGAAAGCUUCCUAGAUGGCUUUAACAUCGGAGGAGACGAUAGCAGUACGAACAGAGUUGAAGGUCUACCAGGAACAAGCUCUUCUUCGCACUACCAAAUUGAUAGCAUCUGAAGUUACAAGAUAGCUGGGGAUGUAAUAAAAUGUCAUGAACAACAUCAACUACAAUAUCAAUGAUUUCAUUUAUUACUACAAAGGCGACGGGCGGUGGGAAAGCAUUGCAAAAAAUAACUUGCCAAACGGUGAGUCGUGGGGAUAACGGCAAAUUAUCCUGUAAUCUACAAGGACAGCGAUGACAACGUCACUGAUGACGACGGUGAUAAUGAUGAUGAUGAUGAUGAUGAUAAUGAUGAUGAUAAUGAUGACGAUACAGUGACGACGACGAUAAUGAUGACGAUGAUGAUAAUGAAGAGGAUGAUUCUAACAUCGAAAUGGCUGACUUGAAAUAUUAAGCUUUGAUAAAGUCAAUAUCAGCAGCCUAAAA
This is a messenger RNA of Octopus bimaculoides (California two-spot octopus), 917 nucleotides long. RefSeq lists its product as uncharacterized. The record is from RefSeq and is a predicted model, not a curated record. Lineage: Eukaryota; Metazoa; Mollusca; Cephalopoda; Octopoda; Octopodidae.